AUGUUCUGCACCGUCGCUCUUGACGUCGGUGCAUCACUUGAGAUCCCAACGUACUACUUCUUUACCUCCGGCGCCGCUUGCCUCGCCUUAUUCCUCUACUUCCCAACCAUCCACGGUAACACUACUAAGAGUUUAAAAGACCUUGAUAGCCAUCUUCACUGCCCUGGCAUUCCACCGGUCCAUCCCUUGGAUGUCUCCAAACCAAUGCUAGAUCGUACCGAUAAGGUGUACGAAGAUCUCUUAGACUUCUUUUCGCGAUUGCCGGAAUCAAAAGGGGUUCUUGUUAACACGUUUGAAGCAUUAGAGCCUACACCUCUGAAAGCGAUAUUGGAUGGACACUGUGUCCCACACCGUCCAACACCGCCGGUUUACUGCAUCGGACCAUUGAUUGCGGAUCGAAAAGGAUCCAAUGGCAGUGGCGGCGGCGGCCGUGAUCCUUCUGCCACCGUAGAUUGCUUGACAUGGCUUGAUUCUCAACCGAUUCGAAGCGUUGUGUUCUUGUGUUUUGGAAGCUUGGGGUUGUUCUCUGCAGCACAGCUGAAGGAGAUCGCUAUAGGGUUGGAGAAGAGUGGGGAAAGAUCGGACCAAGGACAGGGGCCUCGUGGUAAAGCUCUGCGCCCCACAGGUGGAAGUACUGAGUCGAAAAUCGGUGGUGGUUUCGUAACUCACUGUGGUUGGAACUCGGUGUUGGAAGCAAUUUGUGCUGGUGUACCUAUGGUGGGGUGGCCCCUCAAUGCCGAGCAACGGUUGAAUCGGAUAUUUCUCGUGGAAGAGAUGAAGUUGGCUUUGUCGAUGGACGAGUCGGAAGGUGGGUUCGUCAGUGCUGCAAUGGUGGAAAAACGGGUUAAGGAGUUGUUGGGAUCGGAGAAAGGGAAAGUACUUAGAGAGCGCACCUUGGCAAUGAGAGAUGCUGCAAAGGCUGCCAUGGCUGAGGACGGGUCGUCUAGAGUAGCGUUGGCCGAGUUAUGGCGUCGAGGGUGGAAUCGGAUAAUCAACAGGGAGAUUAACAGCAUGACUGACUCCCUGGCCCGAAAGGCUAAGUUCGCUGUGGGUCAGACUUCUUGGUCUAUUUCCAUUCCUUGA
Molecule: messenger RNA, 1083 nt
Organism: Telopea speciosissima
Lineage: Eukaryota; Viridiplantae; Streptophyta; Magnoliopsida; Proteales; Proteaceae
Product: UDP-glycosyltransferase 88F5-like
Exons: 4
Coding region: 1-1083 (360 amino acids)
Molecular function (GO): UDP-glycosyltransferase activity
Source: RefSeq, a predicted model, not a curated record